Podarcis lilfordi (Lilford's wall lizard) is the source of this 420-nucleotide messenger RNA. Lineage: Eukaryota; Metazoa; Chordata; Lepidosauria; Squamata; Lacertidae. The record is from the annotation of a GenBank genome assembly.
AUGAGCUUAAAGGGGUUUGAUCUCCAUCAGAUUUUCCCAACCUGCUUGCCCUACCUAGGGGGGCGGUGGGGGCGGGUCACCCCGGGUGUCACCACUGAGGGGGGUGACAAAAUGGUGGGCGACACUCACCACGGGGCCUGCAGCACGCCCAAGCUAUGCUUCUCUCCUGGCAGUGACGCGGUGGCUUGGGUGCCUGCAGGCUCCGCGCUGCCCCAAAACAGUCCGCCUGCUGCCUCCCCCUCAGCUGUAGGGCAGCUGAGUGGAAGGAGGCAGGCAGACUCCUCGAAUGCCCUGCGGAGCAUCCUGCCCUGGCUCGCCCGCUCUGCAGGCGGCUGUCCCCACCCCUGGGCGCAGGGCACGCAUGCCGCCCCAGACACCCAACUGGCUUGCUCCACCGCUGCCUACCUACAAAUGUCUUGA